AUGAUCCUGUACAGCGGACGUCCCACCCUCACUUCCUGUUUCCUCCUGCUCCAUUGUUCUGCACACUUCCUGCUUCCUGUGGCCCACCUUCUUCAGGAGCUGAGGAAACACAUGCACACAGCACUCCUCCUGCACCUCCUCCACCUGAGCAGGUCCCUCCCGACAAGUUUGUCAGAGAAACUCCCGCGGAGAUUGGACCUACGGCACGAGCUGACACGAGCCGAGACACAGCGGGUCCCACCCCAACCGAACCGGCCCGACCACAGCCGGAGCAGGGGUGCCCGGGUCCUGGCCCAGACGGGUGGCUCUGUCCCAGUCUGCAGUGGCUCUGUCCCAGUCUUCAGUGGCUCUGUCCCAUCCCAAUCUGCAGAAGCUCUGUCCCAAUCUGCAGUAGCUCUGUCCCAGUCUGCAGUGGCUCUGUCCCAGUCUUCAGUGGCUCUGUCCCAAUCUGCAGAAGCUCUGUCCCAAUCUGCAGUAGCUCUGUCCCAGUCUGCAGUGGCUCUGUCCCAGUCUGCAGUGGCUCUGUCCCAGUCUGCAGAAGCUCUGUCCCAAUCUGCAGUAGCUCUGUCCCAGUCUGCAGUGGCUCUGUCCCAGUCUUCAGUGGCUCUGUCCAAAUCUGCAGAAGCUCUGUCCCAAUCUGCAGUAGCUCUGUCCCAGUCUGCAGUGGCUCUGUCCCAGUCUGCAGUGGCUCUGUCCCAGUCUGCAGUGGCUCUGUCCCAGUCUGCAGGGGCUCUGUCCCAGUCUGCAGAAGCUCUGUCCCAAUCUGCAGUAGCUCUGUCCCAGUCUGCAGUGGCUCUGUCCCAGUCUGCAGUGGCUCUGUCCCAGUCUGCAGUGGCUCUGUCCCAGUCUGCAGUAGCUCUGUCCCAGUCUGCAGUGGCUCUGUCCCAGUCUGCAGUGGCUCUGUCCCAGUCUGCAGUGGCUCUGUCCCAGUCUGCAGUGGCUCUGUCCCAGUCUGCAGUAGCUCUGUCCCAGUCUGCAGUAGCUCUGUCCCAGUCUGCAGUAGCUCUGUCCCAGUCUGCAGUGGCUCUGUCCCAGUCUGCAGUGGCUCUGUCCCAGUCUGCAGUGGCUCUGUCCCAGUCUGCAGUAGCUCUGUCCCAGUCUGCAGUGGCUCUGUCCCAGUCUGCAGUGGCUCUGUCCCAGUCUGCAGUGGCUCUGUCCCAGUCUUCAGUGGCUCUGUCCCAAUCUGCAGUAGCUCUGUCCCAGUCUGCAGUGGCUCUGUCCCAGUCUGCAGUGGCUCUGUCCCAGUCUGCAGUGGCUCUGUCCCAGUCUGCAGUAGCUCUGUCCCAGUCUGCAGUGGCUCUGUCCCAGUCUGCAGUGGCUCUGUCCCAGUCUGCAGUGGCUCUGUCCCAGUCUGCAGUAGCUCUGUCCCAGUCUGCAGUGGCUCUGUCCCAGUCUGCAGUGGCUCUGUCCCAGUCUGCAGAAGCUCUGUCCCAAUCUGCAGUAGCUCUGUCCCAGUCUGCAGUGGCUCUGUCCCAGUCUGCAGUGGCUCUGUCCCAGUCUGCAGUGGCUCUGUCCCAGUCUGCAGGGGCUCUGUCCCAGUCUGCAGAAGCUCUGUCCCAAUCUGCAGUAGCUCUGUCCCAGUCUGCAGUGGCUCUGUCCCAGUCUGCAGUGGCUCUGUCCCAGUCUGCAGUGGCUCUGUCCCAGUCUGCAGUAGCUCUGUCCCAGUCUGCAGUGGCUCUGUCCCAGUCUGCAGUGGCUCUGUCCCAGUCUGCAGUGGCUCUGUCCCAGUCUGCAGUGGCUCUGUCCCAGUCUGCAGUAGCUCUGUCCCAGUCUGCAGUAGCUCUGUCCCAGUCUGCAGUAGCUCUGUCCCAGUCUGCAGUGGCUCUGUCCCAGUCUGCAGUGGCUCUGUCCCAGUCUGCAGUGGCUCUGUCCCAGUCUGCAGUAGCUCUGUCCCAGUCUGCAGUGGCUCUGUCCCAGUCUGCAGUGGCUCUGUCCCAGUCUGCAGUGGCUCUGUCCCAGUCUGCAGCUCCUUAG
Messenger RNA from Knipowitschia caucasica, 1974 nucleotides. The record is from the annotation of a GenBank genome assembly. NCBI's taxonomy places the organism in Eukaryota, Metazoa, Chordata, Actinopteri, Gobiiformes, Gobiidae.